Messenger RNA from Sphenostylis stenocarpa, 879 nucleotides. Lineage: Eukaryota; Viridiplantae; Streptophyta; Magnoliopsida; Fabales; Fabaceae. The record is from the annotation of a GenBank genome assembly.
AUGGUUGUUUUCUCCUGUGUUAAAGCAAUGGUUGCGCUUUUCCUAGCCUUUCUAAUCUCUGUGCCUUCCGUUGUUGCCUAUGCUGGCAACUUGUACCAAGAUGUUGAUGUCACCUGGGGAGAUGGCAGAGGUAAGAUUCUGAACAAUGGUCAGCUUCUUACUCUGUCCCUUGACAGGGCCUCUGGCUCUGGCUUUCAGUCCAAGAACCAGUAUCUCUAUGGGAAGAUUGACAUGCAAAUCAAACUUGUCCCAGGAAAUUCCGCCGGCACAGUCACCGCUUAUUACUUACGUUCGGAAGGGUCAUCUUGGGAUGAGAUAGACUUUGAGUUCCUGGGAAAUCUGAGUGGCUAUCCUUACAUAGUUCAUACUAAUGUGUACACGCAAGGCAACGGUAGCAGAGAGCAGCAAUUCUAUCUCUGGUUUGACCCAACUGCAGAUUUUCAUACCUAUUCCUUUCUCUGGAAUCCUGCGCAUGUUGUAUUCUAUGUUGAUGGUAGACCAAUCAGGGAGUUCAAAAACUUGGAGGGUGCGGGUGUUGAAUACCCAAAGAAGCAACCUAUGAGGUUAUAUUCAAGUCUAUGGAACGCUGAUGAUUGGGCAACAAGAGGAGGGCUUGUGAAGACAGAUUGGAGCCAAGCCCCAUUCACAGCAUCAUUCAGGGACCUGAGAGUGAAUGGAUGCGUUUGGUCCAAUGGGCCUUCUUCAUGCAACUCCAAUUCUUCUGAUAAAACUUGGCUCUCCCAACAGCUUGAUGCCACAAACCAGAAAAUGCUAAAAUGGGUGCAGAAGAAUUACAUGAUUUACAAUUACUGCACUGACACAAAACGAUUCCCUCAGGGGCUCCUUCUGGAAUGCACAGUUCGCACCAAGUCAUCCUAA